Castor canadensis (American beaver) is the source of this 2336-nucleotide messenger RNA. Lineage: Eukaryota; Metazoa; Chordata; Mammalia; Rodentia; Castoridae. The record is from RefSeq and is a predicted model, not a curated record.
GUAAAAGUGACUGCAAACAGAAGUGUGGUCGGGUCUUAGGACAAGAGGAUUGUGUUCUCUUCUGGAGUGUUGAUGCUUGUGGAGUGUUAAAUUAUCAGCUCAGUGACCUUCUCUGUCGUCAUGUCCUUGGUCCAAGGCAUUCUGAGAGCAGCUUUGUGUGUAGCGGACACGAGACGAUGAAGGAAACUGAAGCUGAGACUCAAGUAAAUGUCCCAGAUAAAUUCAGCCAGUGGGAUUCAGAUCUGACUCCAGGCCCCUUGCUCUCAUGGACGCUACACUUUGGGCAAGAAGAGACUGAUAGGAGAGUGAAAAAUGUUUUGAUAACCUUGUACUGGCUGGGAAGAAAAGCACAAAGCAACCCCUAUUAUAAUGGUCCCUAUCUUAAUUUGAAAGCAUUUGAGAAUCUUUUAGGACAAGCUCUGACUAAGGCACUUGAAGACUCCAGCUGUCUGAAAAGAAGUGGACGGGACAGUGGCUACGGUGAUAUCUGGUGUCCUGACCGAGGAGAGUUUCUUGUUCCUCCAGGCAGACAUAAGAGGGACAAUUCCUUUGAAAGCUUGGACUCUUUGGGAUCUCGAUCAUUGACCAGCUGUUCCUCAGAUAUCACACUGAGAGGGGGACGUGAAGGUUUUGAAAGUGACACAGAUUCAGAAUUUACAUUCAAGAUGCAAGAGUAUAACAAAGAUGAUAUGUCCUAUCGGAGGAUUUUGGCUAUAGAGCCAAAGUCUGCUUUGCCAUUCAAUCGUUUUUUACCCAACAAAAGUAGACAGCCAUCCUACAUGCCAGCUCCCUUGAGGAAGAAAAAGCCAGACAAGAAUGAGGAUAACAGAAGAAGUUGGGCAAGUCCGGUCUUCACAGAAGCAGAUGGAACAUUUUCAAGUAACCAGAGGAAGACUUCAGGCACCAAGGUGGAGAACUGGCCAAGAAUCCGAGAAACUUCAAACUCCUCUUGUUUGAAAGAGGAAGAAGAAAAGAUAACAAGCAUACCCAACAUUCUAAAGGAUGAUCUCUAUGUGCGAAAGCUAAGUCCAAUCAUGCCAAAUCCAGGAAAUUCUUUUGAUCAGUUUCUUCCCAAAUGUUGGACCCCUGAAGAUGUGAGCUGGAAAAGAAUAAAAAGGGAAACUUAUAGACCAUGGUAUAAAGAAUUUCAGGGAUUCAGGAAUUCAGACUCUGAGGAUGAGGACUCAGGCUCUGACAGAAGCUCCAUCAUUUUUAGUAGAAUACAAAAAGCAGAGCAUAGGUUAGACAGCAACUGCCAAAGACCUUCACUCUUGCUGGAACUAGCCACCAAACGGGCCAUAAAAUCACGCAACACCCAUGCAGCCAGGAAGACCAGUGGUGCUUCGGAUGAGCCCAGUCAGUUUUUAUUACUUCAGGCUCUCCAAACAUAUUCUGAUGACAUCUUGUCUUCUGAAACAAAUGUUAGAAUUGAUCCCACAUCUGGCCCAAGGCUCAUAACACGCAGAAAGAAUCUCCCUCAUUCACCAGGUUACAGAAGAAAUGACCUCGAGAUGCCAGCUCUGGAUCCUGACUUAGAAAAUGAUGAUUUCUUUGUCAGAAAAACUGGGGCUUUCCACGCAAAUCCAUGUGUUCUCCAAGCUUUUGAGGACUUUAGAAGGUUCUCUGAGCAAGAUGAUCCUGUAGAGCGAGAUAUAAUUUUGCAGUGUAGAGAAGGUGAAAUUAUACUUCCAGAUUUAGAGAAAGAUGACAUGAUUGUUCGUCGAAUUCCAGCACAGAAGAAAGAAAUACCCUUGUCCGGGGCCCCAGAUAGAUACCAUCCAGUCCCUUUUCCUGAACCCUGGACUCUGCCUCCAGAAAUUCAAGCAAAAUUUCUCUGUGUACUUGAAAGGACUUGCCCAUCCAAAGAAACAAGUAAUAGCUGUAGGAUAUUAGUGCCUUCAUAUCGGCAGAAGAAGGACGACAUGUUGACUCGCAAGAUCCAGUCUUCAACACUGGGAACUGCUGUGCCUCCCGUCAGUUUCACUCCUGGCCCUUGCAGCGAGGCUGACUUACAGAAGUGGGAGGCUAUCCGGGAGGCCAGCCGACUUAGGCAUAAGAAACGACUGAUGGUUGAGAGGUCAGAGUGUGUUUCUGCAAGGAUUGGCUUGUUAUGGAUGGUCUCGUGUGACUUUUUCUUGUGCAAAAAAAAAAAAAAAAAGCAGCAUUAGAUUGUUCAGACUUGCAUGUUGUGUGCUGUUUUGAAGCAUCCUAUAAAAAUUUCUUUUGCUUUGAGAAACUUUUAGGCACUUUGUGGAAAAAGUGCAAUUCCAUAUUUGCACAUUUCCUGAGUCUAUUUAAGAUGGUAUAUAUACAAAUCUUGACUUUAGCUCUAAGUU